Nicotiana attenuata is the source of this 1038-nucleotide messenger RNA. RefSeq lists its product as uncharacterized. The record is from RefSeq and is a predicted model, not a curated record. NCBI's taxonomy places the organism in Eukaryota, Viridiplantae, Streptophyta, Magnoliopsida, Solanales, Solanaceae. Gene Ontology annotation, cellular component: RNA polymerase III complex. Gene Ontology annotation, molecular function: nucleotide binding. The transcript is spliced from 6 exons. Bases 184 to 816 code for a protein of 210 amino acids. Gene Ontology annotation, biological process: transcription initiation at RNA polymerase III promoter.
UUUUUGCCUUGAUAAUACCUAACAGAAGACGAUUUUGGGGCGCAGACUCUUUUGCACGAGAACUCCAACUGGACAACCUCAGUGGUUUCUUCACUCUAUAUCUCAGUAAAGCUUCGCUUUUGACGACUUUGGCAUUGCUUCAAAAGAUUUCAAGACUUCGAUUUCUUUUGCAUUUGCCCCUCUAUGAGUAUGGCAAAUUCAAUGCUCAUCAGUGGAACUGAAAGUUUAAGUCUUUAUAGAAGAAUUCCCCCUAAUGGGUUAGGCUUUGUCGGUUCAGAUUUCAAAGAUACUUCCCAUUGGCAACGACUGCUUGUUUGUGAAUUGAAGAGUAGUAGUUUGACCGGUGAAGAGUUCUGGAUUCUGGUGAUGAAGAUACUUGAAGCAAAUGCAGGUGCUCUCACAAACUUUGAAUUGCUUGACUUUCUACGCUCGAGAGGUGCAGGAAGAGAUCCUACACGGGUCAUAGUUCCUGUUGCACCUUCAGAGUUCAAGGUGUAUGAUUAUUUAGAGCAAACUGCUGCUUGCAAUCAGACAAGACAAGCAAUUGGUGAAUUUUUGGAAAAAUGUAAAAGUAUCAGGCUCGCGAAAGCUGAGAUCCUUAACAUCAUCAAUAUUAGGCCAUCCUCUCUCGUUGAACUUUACCCGAUAAUAGAGGAAUAUGACAACCGUUUUGGGGAAGCUACAGAAACAAUGGAAGAGUUUGUGGAAACUGUGCAGCUGUUGCCACCUCCUCCAAACCAAAUGCAGUCUGAACAAGGAACUGCUGCAGACGAAACAGAAGCUCCAGAUAGUGAAAAGAUAGAGGUUGCCAAAUAGACUAUGCAGGUCAUACACGAAACCUUUCGGGAAAAGUUUUUUGUUUCUUCGCGAAAGCACUGCAGAUACUAGUUUACGUAGAUAUGGUGUUCUAGUCUUACAACUUACAAGUACUGAAAUUACUAGUUGGCUUGAGCUUUAGUUAUAAAUGCUUCUUACGGAAGGUCUGAAUGAUGAUUUCUUUCAUUCGUUCCCAUAUCCACUUCCCUACUUUGGCUAUUA